Molecule: messenger RNA, 1042 nt
Organism: Daldinia loculata
Lineage: Eukaryota; Fungi; Ascomycota; Sordariomycetes; Xylariales; Hypoxylaceae
Product: ornithine decarboxylase antizyme-domain-containing protein
Exons: 3
Coding region: 1-843 (280 amino acids)
Biological process (GO): positive regulation of protein catabolic process
Cellular component (GO): cytoplasm; nucleus
Molecular function (GO): ornithine decarboxylase inhibitor activity
Source: RefSeq, a predicted model, not a curated record
AUGGCGCCAAUGAAAAACAAUAAAAAUAACUAUCUUAGUAGUAACGGCGAGGCCGUGGCCCGUGAGGUCAAUGUCCUCGCCAGUUGCUACGUCGUCGACCCCGCUGCGUCCCUAAAGGGACUUCACUACUGCACUACCGGGGCUGCAGGUAUGUCUUUUGGUAUUCCUGAGGUCCCUAUCUCAGGUCUACCAUCUCCUCCGUCAAGUCCCCCCCUCGCGGCCAUCACGACGUCUAACGAGCUCGCUCUUCAGCCCAAGAACAAGAAGCGCAGCCGCAACGCACCGAUUAGCCGAAGCCGCCGAGGGGGGGCAACACUUCAGAUCAGGGAAGAAUGUGAGAGAUUCUUUUGCGAGACCAUGAAAGCUGUGUUCCAGGGUGAGUGGAAUGUGGCCGGUAAUGGCUCCUGCCUGACUGGUGUUAAUUACGCGCUUACACCACCUGACGACUAUCCUAUGAGUCAGUCGUCCUUCUGCAACAUUGAUACCAAACUCGGAGUCUAUGUGAACGGAUGGAUGGAAUUUUGGGAUUAUGCUGGAGGUGCUAGCUUCCGAGCCUUUAUCACAGAAGAUGGCGACGAGAAGUCCUUGUUUGCAUUCUUUGAUAGCGGGCUCGUAGGCCGCGAUCUCAAGCAAGCACUCAUUGCUUUGAUUGAGUUAGCCGAUGGUCCAAUCGAAUGCUCGCAUGUCGUGAUCUGCGUGGACCGUUCGAUGCCGCACGAAUAUGCGAAGGCAUUGAUGAAGAGUCUUCAGUGGGUUGGUUUCGAGAUGACCACCUUGGACCAUUGGGCCAAAGACAUCGAUGUCAUUAGCGACAAAUGGUUAUUCAUGGGCAUGGAAGUCUAGAUGUGGUAUUCUGGACUCUAACGAUCGUUCAACCUAUUUCGAUUUUACGAAGGUGCUAAGGGUUAUUCGGCGUCUAAAUACCUACAUAUCCUUAAGGUUAAGGUUGCUUUCUUUUUUUGGAGUUCUCGGAAGGCGUAUUUACACCCCCAUUAGCCUUGGCGUAUGGGUCGUUUCUAUUGCAUCUGCUGCAUUCAUACCA